Nilaparvata lugens (brown planthopper) is the source of this 2230-nucleotide messenger RNA. It is a transcript of the gene Eogt, whose product is annotated as EGF domain-specific O-linked N-acetylglucosamine transferase. NCBI's taxonomy places the organism in Eukaryota, Metazoa, Arthropoda, Insecta, Hemiptera, Delphacidae. The transcript is spliced from 11 exons. The record is from RefSeq and is a predicted model, not a curated record. Gene Ontology annotation, cellular component: endoplasmic reticulum lumen. Gene Ontology annotation, molecular function: protein N-acetylglucosaminyltransferase activity. The coding region runs from base 487 to 2055 and encodes 522 amino acids.
CUACUUUUCUGUUUUUCGGGUCUGUGUCUGUUUCCUUUUUUGGUUAGAAAAAUUUAUAUUUUGAUGAUUUGUGAUUGUGUUGUGUUGAGAAUGGUGAAUUUGAAUGAGGUUUGAAUUUUUGGACUAUAAACUAAAACUUGCUGCAAUCUAAUCCAACAGUUUUCAAUAAAUACUUUAUAUUACAUUCAUUGCUGAAAAUUCUAAAUAUGAUUCGGUUACAUAGACCUAGAAGAGAUAAUAUUGAACAACAAUGUUUGGGCUUACCUGUGCUUGUGAAUAAAUAAGUGACAUUACUCUGCUAUUUUUUACAUAAAGUUUUAAAUUUGGGGCCAUGGACUCUCAUGUCUGUAAAAAUUUAAGAUGAAUACUUGUGGAUGAAAAAACUUUAUUGAUAUUGAGAAGACUUACAAGGAUCCUAGGAUUGAUCGAGUGGGAUGCCAUUAUACAAGACGGGACUAUGAUUAAACAAGAUAUAAUUUUGUCAAAAUGGAAUACUUCUUAAUCAUUUUCAUAUUCCUCGCACCCAUCGAAUGUAAAACUUCUUUUGAUUUUAAUUCGAUCAAUUUGCCUAGAGAACAUUUGAAAUAUUAUUUUAAUACUUUCACCAAAAUAGGUGAAGACUGUAUAAAUGAUGAAAACUGUCGUUUUAAGAAAGAGGUUGAGAAACAAGGAUGCUGGGGUUAUGAAAUGGGUUGCAAGGAGGAUACAGCCUAUUCGAAGCCACAGUGCUUGGGUGAUCAUAAAGGCUGGGUCAAAACUAAAGCAGAUCAAAUAAACACUUUCUAUACGCAAGCUGAUUUCGGCUACAUUCGAGAACAGCAGAAGGAAAUGACUGUGAUGUGUGAACCACUGUUCAAGGAAGACUCUUCUCUUGAAUGCUCCAAGUACCUGCGGUUUUGUAGAGGUAGAAAUCUAAUGAUCAAUUUUACAGAUCUGAUGGACAGGAAGGAACCUCUUAGAUAUAAAAUGGACGUCCUGAAGGAUGGCCAAAUAGGCGGUUAUUGCACAUUUUAUGAAGAUAGACUGAAAGAUGAAUGUACUCACAUAAGUCCUCUUCAAUCAUGGGGACCUGAAAUGAGGUACUUCAAGCGACUAGACAAAAGGCCUAUAGUAUCUGGAGACUGUGAUAUUGUGAUAGAAAAACCGACAUUCAUCAUGAAAAUUGAUGCAACAGUCAACAUGUAUCAUCAUUUCUGUGAUUUCUUCAAUCUUUAUAUGUCACAACAUCUAAAUCUCUCCCAGCCGGAUGGGUUUUCAACAGACGUCCAUAUUUUGAUUUGGGAAAGCUUUUCCUAUUUCUCGAAUUUUGCCUCAGCCUUUGAAGCAUUCACUGAGCAUCCUAUUUGGGAUUUGAAGACUUUCAAAGGAAAAACGGUCUGCUUUCGAAAUGUUGUCUUUCCACUGCUUCCUAGAAUGAUAUUCGGAUUAUACUACAACACCCCAAUAAUUUGGGGAUGUGAAAAAAGUGGUCUAUUCCACGCUUUUUCGAAGCAUAUUUUACAUCGAUUGAAAAUUCCAGAAAAGAAACGGAAAUCAGCAAAAAUACGGAUAACAUUGCUGUCUAGAAAUACUGAUUAUAGAAAUAUAUUGAACGAAAAUGAACUAAUUGAAGCAUUGGAGAAAAAUUCCAAUUAUCAAGUUCGCAGAGUCAUUUUCAAUAGAAGUGUGGAUUUCAAAAAACAAUUGGAGGUUGUCCGGAAUACUGAUUUGUUCAUUGGAAUGCAUGGCGCGGGACUGACGCACUUGCUCUUUCUUCCUGAUUGGGCAGUAGUUUUUGAAUUAUACAACUGUGAGGAUGAAAACUGCUAUAUGGACUUAGCACGGCUGCGGGGAGUCAAAUACAUAACAUGGCAGGAUAAAUCAAAGCUUGAGCAGCAAGAUGAGGGAAAACAUCCAGACGGAGGAGCACAUGCUAAAUUCACAAAUUACAAAUUUGAUGUAGAAGAGUUCAUGCGAUUGAUUGUGAAUGCAGAAGAGUACAUAACAUCACACAAAAAAUUCAAGAAACUUAACAAAAAAGUGGAAGGUUUGAAAACAGCUCAUGACGAAUUAUGAUCAAAAUAGCUUUCAAAUGAGGAAUUAAGCAGUAUUUUUCCGUCGGUAAAAUAUUUUGGUUUAUAUAAUUUGAUAUUAAUAUUUUUAUAAUUUUUUAAUUUAUACACUACUUUUUAUACUUAUAACGUUUGUACUUAAUACUAUUAUUUGUAAAUAAAUACUUAAAUUAAGACUA